This is a messenger RNA of Sphaeramia orbicularis (orbiculate cardinalfish), 3495 nucleotides long. It is a transcript of the gene kif20a, whose product is annotated as kinesin family member 20A. Gene Ontology annotation, cellular component: spindle microtubule; mitotic spindle; nucleus. Gene Ontology annotation, biological process: spindle elongation; mitotic spindle assembly; microtubule-based movement. The transcript is spliced from 19 exons. Bases 396 to 3131 code for a protein of 911 amino acids. Gene Ontology annotation, molecular function: ATP binding; plus-end-directed microtubule motor activity; microtubule binding. The record is from RefSeq and is a predicted model, not a curated record. NCBI's taxonomy places the organism in Eukaryota, Metazoa, Chordata, Actinopteri, Kurtiformes, Apogonidae.
UCCCAUAUUUUCAACACAUGGUAGGAACUGAAAGCCAUCUUUGUUUGAGGAGGCACCAUUUACACAGCGGACCAUGUGAGUCUACGACAGCCAAUCAGAAGGCAGACAGCGCAGAGUAUCGGCCAAUCAGAGGCUGCGCCUGGAGGGGAAGCGCGUUGUUCAAAAACCAGACUGAGUCGGUAAAAAUAUCUCAGCUGAGAGUCUCAGACUCACAACCAGCAACGGGCUGUAGACCUCUGUUAGCUACUCAGUUACAAGCGAUUUAGUCGAGAUUUAACUUAAUAUUUAUGAUUUUAGUCAGACUACAGAUAUUUAGAUUUACUGUGGCACCACAAGAAUAACAUUUAGCUACAGAAAUCAGUCGUUCAUCGUCAGUUUCGACACUCGGGGUGAACAUGGCACUAUUGUUGUCCUCCCCGUGUGGAUUCCGCUCAGAUGAGGACGAGGAUAUGGCUGUGUUUGAGUCCACUGCAGCAGAGCAUGGUUUCACCAGACCACGUCUACCUGAAAUCUCUGUGAUUUCCCCUGGCCUGGAACCCAGGCCAUCGAUUACAGAACCGAAACUGGCCGUGAAACCCUCAGUGGUGAGACAAGGAAGCCAUGAUCAGGGGAACAGUGAAAAGGUGAAGGUUUAUCUGCGGAUUCGUCCACUGACUGAAGUGGAGAAAGAGAGAGGAGAAGAACAAGGCUCUGUUGCUGUUCAAGAUGAAGAGACACUACUCCUCAAAGCUCCAAAGGACUCUCAGAACAUGAAGAAUGCAGAGAGGGGAAUUACCCAGAGCUUGCACAAGUUUAGUUUCUCAAAGAUAUUUGGGCCUGAAACCACACAGCAGCAGUUUUAUGAGUGUACGAUGAAAACUAUGGUAAAAGAUGUGCUUCAAGGAGAAAACAGACUCCUCUACACUUACGGUGUCACCAACUCUGGAAAGACUUACACUGUUCAGGGCAGCGGUCGUGAAGCUGGCCUGGUGCCUCGGGCUUUGGUGUCUAUGUUCAGGAAACUGCAGGGUCGCCUGUACGGUGCCAUGGACCUGAAGCCUGUCAUGUAUCAGGAUGUACGACAUUUGGAGCCUGGUGAGGUCAGGGCAGAGGAAAUCCGCAGAAACUCUCUGCUCAAGGAGGAUGAACACCAGACUUCUCGCCGAGGUGGAACCACUUCAGUCUGGGACAGUGGCAUUGCAGGAUUGUCCUCUACUACUCAUAUUGCCACCCAACUUGAAGAUACUGACAGUGUGUGCCUGGAGCCUGACAGCCUCUCCCACAGUGGAGGGGAUGACCUGGAGGAGGGGGUGCAGUUUUCUAUCUGGGUAUCCUUCUAUGAGAUCUACAAUGAGUUCCUUUAUGACUUACUGGAUGCUUCACCAUCGCUGCAGCCCAGAAAAAGGGCCACUCUGCGGCUGAGUGACGACAAGCAGGGCAAUCCCUACGUGAAAGACCUGACCUGGAUUCAGGUCCGCAGUGCUGAGGAAGCGUGGAGGAUUUUGAGAGCUGGACGCCGUAACCAGAGCUUCGCCAGCACUCAUCUUAACCAGAACUCUAGCCGCAGCCAUUGCAUUUUCUCUGUCCGAGUCCUACACAUCCGCCCAGAGGCAGAUUCAGGCCAACCCAUGCACAUCAGCGAACUGACUGUGUGUGAUCUGGCUGGGUCAGAACGGUGUAAAGAGCAACGCAACGGUGAAAGGAUGAAGGAGGCCAACAACAUCAACACCUCCCUUCUAACACUGGGACGCUGUAUUGCUGCUCUGAGGCACAAUCAGAACAACAAGUCACGUCCUCCUCAAGUAGUGCCUUUCAGGGACAGUAAAUUAACCCGGGUACUGCAGGGCUUCUUCUGUGGCCGAGGCAUCUCCAGCAUGGUGGUCAACAUCAACCCGUGUGCCUCCAUCUACGACGAGACCCUCCAAGCCCUCAAAUUCUCUGCAAUUGCGACUCAAUUGGUGCACGGCCCAUCCACAAAGACUCGAGUGGCCUACAUCCUGUCUCUGCUGCGAGAACCAGCAGCGCAUGGCAACGAAAGCACUGUGAUUGAGGAGGAUGAGGAAGACAGCGAUGGUGAAGAGGGAGAUAUGACCAUGUUAAAUAAUGAGGCUUUGCUUCGGGCCAUAGAUAUUCUGAAAAGAGAGGUGCAGCGCCAGUGGGAGGAGAAAGAGGUUCUGGAGGCAAAUGUGAGGGAGCAAGUGGUCUCUGAGAUGAUGGAGAUCAUCUCUGGAAUGCAAGAUGGUUUCAGUGAGACUCUGGAGGCAGAGAGAGCUCUGAUUGAAGAGAGAUACGAGGACAAAAUCUCCAGCCUGCAGAAACAUUUGAAGCUCUUUUACAGCCAGGAGCUGAAGGAGCGUGAUCAGGAGAUUGAGGCUUUGACUGCAGCGUUAGAAAAAAAGAAAGCCGCUGAGCAGAACUCCUCAGUGUCAGAGGUUGACUGUGAAGGGCCUCGACGCUCUCACCGCCUUAACCCUCAGGCGGAAGUCGGCAGGCUGCGAGCUGAACUGGACCAGUGUCGAGCUGAGCUGCUUGCCAAGACACAAGAGCUGACAAAGUUAAAGAUGCAGCUGGAGAUCCCAGGUCCAACAGGAGCACUGACUGGUGCUGCCGACCGCAAACUGCAGGAGGGUCAGCGGAACCUGCGUCAGCUGCGUCUGGAUCUGCAGAGGCUGGGGGUGGAUCUGCAGUCUGGGGAAAGGGCCUGUUGCCGCAACACGGGAGGGGAACGGCUACGCCAGGCGCUGACGGCUGCAGACGAGACACUGGCCAAACAGGACCAGGUCCUGGUGGAGCUCCAGAACAGCCUGACGCUGGUCAAGGCUGACUUGAGGCGAAAAGCAGAGACCCUGGCCCAGACCCAGUCCGCCCGGCCCCUGCUGCCCCCCUCUGAAUACCCCUCCUCAGCAACACUGCACUCCUGCAAAAAGAGAGGCUGCGCGGCUGCAGCUGCAAGUGACAAUGAAAACCGGCCUCCACAAAAACGGCCCUUCUUCCAGUCUCUGUUCCCAACGCGCACUCCGACACGGAAAUACAACACACGCACUGCUGAAGAGGCAAACGUUACCCCUUACUCGCAAAUCUUACGGUCUCGGCAGCAUUCUCCACCUCCCAGCCCGGUCCUCACCCCUCGCAGCCUCAGGGGGAAAUACUGAACUGUUUUUCUUAAACGCUUUAAUUUGUUUUUAUAUUUUUAUCUUUCAAACAUGGUUAUAAAUGCUUGAAACUUUAUAGCAUUAUAUACACUAUUUCUAUUUGUGUAUAUUCACUUUUUACAGUGUAACUCAUCUGCUGUUAAGCCAAAUACAGUUAUGACUUUCAAGCCAGUAAAUCAGUUUGCUUAUAUAAUGCUUUAUAUAUAUAAAACUAGGGUGUGCGAUACUCGCUUAGAUCAGCAAGUAAUGUAAAACUGUACAGCUCCAGAAAUGCACACGUGUUUAUUCAACUGCCUCUGCAAGUGAUUUUUUUUUAAUGUUCUUUAAAUACACUGUUUGCAGUAAUUAAAGUCCUUUGCACAGA